AAAGAGAUGAGUCAAAGAUGGGCGGUUCUUCAGUUUCCACAGUGUUUUUAUUACGCGACAGACACAUGGACUUUCACAAGUUUUUUGGGAAAAUUCCUUGUUUUAUGAGUAUACGUAAGAAAACACGUUGGGAAGUAUUGAAGAAAUGUAUAACAAAAACUAACAGACUUCUUUUGAAUAUAUAUAUAUAUAUAGCAAGAACUAACAAAAUUUUUUGACAACAUACAUCCUGUUUCUGUUUUCUUUUGUUGUUUCAGUUUUCAAAGUUGUAGUGUUUUUCCUCAAUUUAAAUUCUCGUUUUUCUCUUGGUUAAAACUACGUUCUUUUUGCUUUGAUUUGAGCUCCUAAAACGUGAAGUUUUUGAUAAGUUUUGGAGGGUGUUAGCGUAUUUUGGUAAUGCAGGGUGCUGAUAUUUAUAGAGCUAGUGGUAGUUUACGUAGGAGUCCUUCGGCAUGGAUAAACAAUGACCUGGAGGUAUUUUCAAGGUCUUCUCGAGAAGAGGAUGAUGAAGAAGCUUUAAAGUGGGCAGUACUUGAGAAACUACCUACUGUUUCUCGUCUCAGGAAAGGUAUAUUGACUAGUUCUGAAGGUGGUGCCAGUGAAAUCAAUAUUCAUGACCUUGGGUGGGUAGAACGGAAGGCUUUGCUUGAGCGGUUGGUUAAAGUAGCAGAGGAAGAUAAUGAGAAGUUCUUGUUGAAGCUCAAGAACCGUGUAGCUAGGGUUGGCAUUGAUUUUCCCACAAUUGAAGUCCGGUUUGAACAUCUAAAUAUUGAAGCUGAAGCUUUUGUUGGGACCAAUGCUUUGCCAACAAUUCUUAAUUUCAUUACUAGUUUAUUUGAGGGUUUCUUGAUUGAUGUGGGUAUUCUUUCUAGUAGAAAGAAAAAGCUGACCAUCCUCAAUAAUGUCAGUGGCAUCAUUAAGCCGAGCAGGCUGACAUUGCUUUUGGGUCCUCCAAGUUCUGGGAAGACCACUCUUUUGUUAGCUUUGGCUGGAAAACUUGAUCCUGCUCUCAAGUGUUCGGGGAAAGUGACAUAUAAUGGGCAUGGCUUGGAUGAGUUUGUGCCACAGAGAACAGCUGCCUAUAUCAGUCAACAUGAUCUUCACAAUGGAGAAAUGACUGUGAGGGAAACUUUGGCCUUUUCUGCAAGAUGCCAAGGGGUUGGAGACCGCUAUGAGCUGUUAGCGGAGUUGUCAAGAAGAGAGAAACAAGCAAACAUUAAACCUGAUCCUGAUAUGGAUGUUUACAUGAAGGCAGUAGCAACAGAAGGUCAGGAAGCAAAUGUAAUCACAGAUUAUGUUCUAAAGGUUUUAGGACUAGAAGUAUGUGCAGACAUUAUGGUAGGAGAUGAAAUGUUAAGGGGUAUCUCUGGAGGACAGAGGAAGCGUGUCACGACUGGUGAAAUGCUGGUUGGACCAGCAAAGGUACUGUUUAUGGAUGAGAUAUCUACUGGCCUGGACAGCUCCACAACUUUCCAAAUUGUGAACUCCCUCAAGCAAACUGUUCACAUCCUUAAUGGAACUGCAAUCAUCUCUCUUCUCCAACCAGCUCCAGAGACUUAUAAUCUUUUUGAUGACAUCAUUCUCCUUUCUGAUGGCCAGAUAGUAUAUCAGGGUCCUCGUGAACAUGUGUUGAGCUUCUUUGAAUCUAUGGGCUUCAAGUGUCCGGAGAGAAAAGGAGUGGCUGACUUCUUGCAAGAAGUUACAUCAAGGAAAGAUCAACAACAGUAUUGGGUACAUAAAGAUCAACCUUAUAGGUUUGUCACAGCCAACGAAUUCUCUGAGGCAUUCCAAUCAUUUCAUGUGGGAAAGAAACUUAGAGAUGAACUUGGUGUUCCAUAUGAAAAGACAAAGAGCCACCCAGCUGCUUUGACAACCAAAAAAUAUGGUGUUGGAAGGAAAGAGUUGCUCGAAGCUUGCAUCUCAAGGGAAUAUCUGCUGAUGAAGAGAAACUCUUUCGUGUACAUUUUCAAGUUUAUACAACUAUCAAUAAUGGCAUUCAUUACUAUGACGCUCUUCCUUAGGACUGAGAUGAGAAAUGAUUCAAUUGAAGGGGGAGGAAUCUAUAUGGGGGCCUUGUUUUUUGGCUUGAUCGCAAUCAUGUUUAAUGGGAUGUCUGAGAUUUCUAUGACCAUUGCUAAGCUUCCUGUCUUUUUCAAGCAGAGAGACCUCCUAUUCUUUCCUUCAUGGGCAUAUGCUUUACCAACAUGUAUACUCAAGAUCCCCAUCUCAUUUUUAGAAGUUUCCUUAUGGGUGUUUCUUACCUACUAUGUCAUUGGAUUUGAUCCGAAUGUUGAAAGGUUGUUUAGGCAAUACCUCAUCCUUGUUCUGGUGACCCAAAUGUCUUCAGGAUUGUUCCGAUUUAUUGCUGCAGCUGGUAGAAACAUGGUUGUCGCUAACACUUUCGGAGCUUUUGCUUUGCUCAUACUUUUUGCAUUAGGUGGCUUUGUCCUAUCACGAGAGGAUAUAAAGAAAUGGUGGAUAUGGGGCUACUGGAUUUCCCCUAUGAUGUAUGGACAAAAUGCAUUGAUGGUUAAUGAAUUCCUUGGAAACCAAUGGAGAAGAAUUCUUCCGGGCUCAAAUGAACCACUUGGAAUUUCAAUUUUAAAGUCUAGGGGUUUCUUCCGAGAUCCACGGUGGUAUUGGUUUGGAGUAGGGGGAUUGCUUGGAUUCAUAGUAUUGUUCAACUUCUUUUAUACUAUGGCGCUUGCCUAUUUAAAGCCUUUUGAGAAGAUUCAGCCUCUAAUAUCAGAAGAACUAGAAGAAAAAGAGAAAGCCGAAAUUAGCUCAGAGGUUCAAGAUGACACUAAAACAAGCAUCUCAUCCAAGUCAUCGUCUAUGGAUGAAGUAACCACUGGGAACAAGAAAAAAGGAAUGGUUCUCCCAUUUGAACCCCAUUCCAUCACAUUUGAUGACAUUAUCUAUUCAGUUGAUAUGCCACAGGAAAUAAAAGAACAAGGUGUCAAUGAAGAUAAAUUGGUGCUAUUAAAGGGUGUUAGUGGUUCUUUUAGACCAGGAGUUCUCACAGCUCUCAUGGGUGUUAGUGGUGCUGGCAAAACCACUCUGAUGGAUGUGCUUGCUGGCAGAAAAACUAGUGGUUAUAUCGAGGGGAACAUCACUGUUUCAGGUUUUCCAAAGAAGCAAGAAACAUUUGCUCGAGUAUCUGGAUAUUGCGAGCAAAAUGACAUUCACUCUCCUCAUGUCACUGUGUAUGAAUCCUUGCUCUAUUCUGCUUGGCUUCGACUACCGAAAAAGGUCAACGCUGAAACCAGAAAGAUGUUUAUAGAUGAAGUCAUGGAUCUUGUGGAACUGAAUCCAUUAAAGCAAGCACAAGUCGGUUUACCUGGUGUAAAUGGUUUAUCAACCGAGCAGAGGAAAAGGCUUACUAUAGCUGUUGAGCUUGUGGCUAACCCCUCUAUCAUCUUCAUGGAUGAGCCAACUUCAGGGCUUGAUGCAAGAGCAGCUGCAAUUGUUAUGAGGACAGUUAGGAACACAGUGGACACUGGAAGAACAGUUGUCUGCACCAUUCAUCAACCAAGUAUCGACAUAUUUGAAGCAUUUGAUGAGCUAUUCCUUAUGAAGCGGGGAGGACAAGAGAUAUAUGUGGGGCCAUUAGGACACCAUUCCAAACAUCUUAUUGAUUAUUUUGAGGGAAUUCAAGGAGUUAGCAAAAUCAAAGAUAGCUACAAUCCAGCAACAUGGAUGUUGGAAGUUAGCACAACAGCACAGGAAUUAGCUUUAGGUGUUGAUUUUGCUGAUACCUACAAAAAGUCAGAGUUAUACAAGAGAAACAAAACUCUUAUUAAAGAUUUAAGCAAACCGGCUCCUGGUUCAAAGGAACUCUAUUUUCCAACUCAGUUCUCUCAGCCAUUCUUGACUCAGUGUGCUGCUUGCUUAUGGAAGCAACGGUGGUCAUAUUGGCGCAACCCCGCUUAUACUGCUGUGAGAUUACUUUUUACUACUGUCAUAGCAUUGAUGUUUGGGACACUAUUCUGGGACCUCGGCACUAAAACGAGAAAAAGGCAAGAUCUGGCCAAUGCAAUGGGUUCAAUGUAUGCUGCUGUUCUUUUCCUUGGUAUCCAAAAUGCUGCAUCCGUGCAGCCCGUGGUGGCUGUUGAAAGGACAGUCUUUUAUAGAGAAAAAGCUGCUGGAAUGUAUUCUGCCAUGCCAUAUGCAAUUGCUCAGGUUUUAAUCGAGAUACCUUAUAUUUUUGUUCAAGCUGUUGUGUAUGGCCUUAUAGUGUAUGUGAUGAUUGGGUUCGAAUGGACUGCUGCCAAGUUCUUGUGGUAUCUCUUCUUCAUGUACUUCACCUUAUUGUACUUCACCUUCUACGGCAUGAUGGCAGUGGCUGUCACUCCAAAUCACCACAUUGCAGGCAUAGUUUCCUCAGCAUUCUAUGGAAUAUGGAAUGUCUUCUCUGGAUUCGUCAUCCCACGCCCGAGAAUUCCUAUAUGGUGGAGAUGGUACUACUAUAUUUGCCCAGUAUCUUGGACCUUGUAUGGGUUGGUUGUUUCACAAUUUGGAGAUAUUCAGGAUGUCCUUGAGAAUGGUCAGACGGUCGAACAAUACUUGAGAAAUUAUUUGGGCUUCAAACAUGAAUUCAUUGGAAUUGUAGCAGUUAUAAUUAUUGCUUUCACAAUACUCUUUGGUGCAAUCUUCACUGUCUCCGUAAGGUUGUUUAAUUUCCAAAUACGCUAGAGUUUUCUUUCAAUCUUUCUAGUGUUUAGCAGAUCCAUCUUUAUAAUGCUAAGAUAUUAGAAAAGAAGCAUGUCUACACAUUUUUUUCAUUACAAGCUACAAUUUCUUACUUCCAUUGUGACAUAUGUAUACCAUUAAUCCAUGAUUAAAAGUUCUUUUGUUUUUAUUUAACAAA
Molecule: messenger RNA, 4870 nt
Organism: Gossypium arboreum
Lineage: Eukaryota; Viridiplantae; Streptophyta; Magnoliopsida; Malvales; Malvaceae
Product: pleiotropic drug resistance protein 1-like
Exons: 24
Coding region: 397-4695 (1432 amino acids)
Cellular component (GO): membrane
Molecular function (GO): ABC-type transporter activity; ATP hydrolysis activity; ATP binding
Source: RefSeq, a predicted model, not a curated record